Messenger RNA from Vespula pensylvanica (western yellowjacket), 1778 nucleotides. Its product is annotated as protein kinase C-like. The transcript has 7 exons. The record is from RefSeq and is a predicted model, not a curated record. Gene Ontology annotation, biological process: protein phosphorylation. NCBI's taxonomy places the organism in Eukaryota, Metazoa, Arthropoda, Insecta, Hymenoptera, Vespidae. Gene Ontology annotation, molecular function: ATP binding; protein serine/threonine kinase activity. The coding region runs from base 291 to 1220 and encodes 309 amino acids.
UAUUUUUUUCAAGAUUAUUUAUAAUUCGCGGAAUCAUCAAUUGUGAGUAGACGUGCGCGAGUUGUUUAUUAUCUUUCUGAAGAAAUCGCUAAUAUUGUAAUCUUGAAAGUCGCAAUAACAAAUUGUUUUGUUUUCUUCGUUACGUUCCGUAAGGAAGAGUAGUUCUCAAUCGAACGAGGAAGUGUUCACACGGCUUGUCUUUAGCUGUUACUAAUCUUCUUUUACAUUUUCUAUUUUCUAUCGAGAACGAUUUAACUCGUCUAUAAGGCGUAAUAUAUUAUUUUUUCGCGAUGUUUACGGGUACGUUAAAGAUCGAAAUAUGCGAAGCUGUCGGACUUAGAGUGACCGACACACAACGAGAAUUUUCGCACGAGGAAUCAAUAUUAAAUUGUUACGUUCAAAUUGACAUCAACGAGAAUCAUCUUGAUCGUUCAUCAACCAAAUACAAUACCCUUGAUCCCAUUUGGAACGAAAUCUACACGCAUGACGUCCAGGAUGCUGUCACACUUAAAUUAAUUAUUUUUCACGAAGUAGAUUUACCAUAUAAUUAUUUUGUUGCCAAUUGCAGCAUUCCAUUCGAUGAACUCGUUAGAGGAGCAGUCGACAAAACUGCUGAUCUUUGGAUUGACCUUGAACCUCAAGGAAAAUUGCGAGUGAAAAUAAAUUUAAAGUGGAGCGAUUCAGAUGAUUUUCGGGGAAUGGCUUGUAAAGAAUCCGUUGGUAGAAGUAACCAAGAAGAUAUUAGUUCUAGAAGAGAAUCCACAAAUAUGCAGGGAUUCAAUCAUCAAAGAGAUUCUAUGAGUCAUCGAAUUCACCAAGUGCAUGGUCACAAAUUUGUGGCUGCGUUCUUAAAGCAACCAUCGUUCUGCUCUCAUUGCCACAAAUUUAUAUGGGGUUUUGGCAAGCAGGGCUAUCGGUGUCAAGUUUGCUCUUGCGUAGUUCACAAACGAUGUCAUAAAUUGGUUAUUGCAAAAUGUUCUGGAAUGUUAGAUGAGAACAGGGAAACUGGAUUGCAAUCACAUCAAAAUGAGAUAGAUGUACCACAUCAAUUCUUUGUUCAUUCAUAUAAAAGGUGUACAUUCUGUGAUCAUUGUGGUUCUCUUUUAUAUGGAUUAUAUAAACAAGGCGAACAAUGCAAAGUUUGUAAUAUUAAUAUCCAUAAAAGAUGCCAUAAAAAUGUGGCUCACAAUUGCGGUAUGAACACAAAGGAGAUAAUAUAAUUUUAAGCUUAAUUAAAUUAAAAUGUUUGUUUUAAAAGCAAAAGAAAGUAAUUUUUAUAUGAAUUUGGAACAAGGAUCAAGUGGUACAAAAAUACAUCUGAAAGGAAAUGCGAUUUUUUUGGAAUUCGAAAUAAUUGAACAAACAGUUAAUCUGGUUUUAGCAAUCACACUUAAUCUUUUUAAUCUUGUAUUUAACAUGAUUGAUACAUUGAUUUAUAAGUACGUAGAUUAUACAUAUACUUAGAUUGUAAUAUAUAUACAGAUUUUAAAGAUUUUAAUCUAUACAAGGUGUGCCAUUAAUUCUUAAGCAAUUUUAAAAGUCAAUUAUUCUUUUUCGAGAUUUUUUUCACAAAAUAAUAACAGAUUUUUAAAAUCGCUUAUGGGAACUUUUGGACCACUCUAUAUUUUAUAAAUAUUUUAAUCGAAACUAAUAUAUAUUAAUGGUUUUUUUGGUGGAAGAUAAUUCAAUAACAUUAUUACAUUGAUACAUCAAUGUAAAUUUAGAUCCAUAGCUCUUCGAUUGUUUAUAUAAAUCAAUAAAGAUCGCGAUUUACUUAG